GUCAGGGUUUGUGAAAAAAAAAGCUAUAGUAAACAAAUUCACGGCCGCCAAAUUAUAGCAGCGGGCCGUUAAAAAUGGCGAGGUACCUGAGGCCGCCUAAUACAUCUCUCUUCGUUAGAAACAUCGCCGACGACUCCAGAAUGGUAAAGAUACAGUUCUGGAGAUCCCACACCAAAGAAAGUUGAAAGGCGGUUUUAGAGUAGAUUCAAGCCAAAGACACCCAGGCGACAAGCAAUAGUGGAAUUGGGAAAAUAAAGAGAGCAAAAGCAUGAAGACAAAGAGGAGAAAAGAAAGCAUCCAGGCUUCCAUUUGUCUACCAAAGGGAGGAAAAGCAAAGAGUUUAUUGGGCAAAGACAAGCAGGAAACCUCAAGUUCUUCUGCCAAGACAAUAAAGAUCAAGCUGAAGGUCAAAGGUCAAGCAUGUUAAAAGGUAACAAGCCAAACUUUUUCACAUUUGAAGAUGUCCGGGAUGCAGAGGACGCUCUUCACAACCUGGACCAUAAAUGGGUUUGUGGGCGUCAGAUCGAGAUCCAGUUCGCCCAGGGGGACAGAAAGACCCCUAACCAGAUGAAGACCAAGGAGCGCAGUUCCCCUCGCAGCUCCUCCCGCCACGACGACGAUCGAGAUGGCCGCCGAAGACGGUCUCGGAGCCGCAGCAAUGAGCGACGCAGGUCCCGGAGCCCUUCCUAUGAGCGCCGUCCUCGGAGGUCUGAGAGCCCCAGAGAAUCUCGUUCUUACAGUCGACACAGACGGAGCAAGAGCCAUGAAAAUGAAAGGUACAGAGGUCCUCCUCGUGACCACCACAGGACACACCGUGAACCCGGCUCACGCAGCCACUCUGCGUCCCGCUCCCCUCCCCCCUCCAGACCCAUGCCCAAAGGUAAAAAGAGCCCGUCCCGUUCUCACAGCCCGGCUGAAGACUUCCACCCAACCUCCAGCUCCCAGAAGCAGCCUGUGGGACGAUCUCCGUCCCGCUCCUACUCUAGAUCCUUGUCCCGGUCGCGUUCUCGCUCCAGGUCCUGGGCUGGACGCAAGUCUGGAGGCCACUGACUGUCUGUCCCCCGAACCUGUUAAUCUGUUUCUGUUCAGCUAUGAUAACGAGUGUUAGGAUCUACGUUUGCAUUUGUUUAUCAACACAUUUCGGAGUCUGUUGCCAAAGGGGGGGGGGGGGGGGGGGAAAGAGAGCAGCAGGAGCUGAGAUAUUUCUUUUAGUGAAAGGUUUUGUUCUAAGGUGAUUCAUGACAGCACAGUUGAUCCCUGGUAGGUUUUUUUGGACUUGUAAUGUGGGGUGCUGAAGGCAGAAAAACAUAUUACAGUUUGGCGUUGCCAAUAAUAUUUUUGUACUUUACGUUAGCAAUAUUUACGUUCAUACAUUAGUUAAUGAUGCCGUUCUAUUUGACUUGUGUUGAUAUGAAUAACAUUAAACUUCAGGCCCAACUUACCAGUAUUUACCAACCAUGUUGUCCCCGCUAUUAUACGGCAGGCACACUGUAUACUGUAGUAGUGUUGCAAUGGAUGAGGGUUAGAGUUGCGACCCAAUAUUUUGUCCAGUAUUUUAUGUGACUGUUAAAAUUAACUGCAUUCAUUUCUCAUGUACUUUGUUCAGUGAAUGAAACAGUAAUGCUAUUUCAAGUGUUCCUUAGUACAGUUUAGUUUUACUUGGUAUGCUUUGUCAAUAAAGAAAUAAAUUCUCA
This is a messenger RNA of Cottoperca gobio, 1694 nucleotides long. RefSeq names its product serine and arginine rich splicing factor 10a (gene srsf10a). NCBI's taxonomy places the organism in Eukaryota, Metazoa, Chordata, Actinopteri, Perciformes, Bovichtidae. The transcript has 6 exons. Gene Ontology annotation, molecular function: RNA binding. The record is from RefSeq and is a predicted model, not a curated record. Bases 421 to 1050 code for a protein of 209 amino acids.